AAAGAAGUAGUAAGGUCCUGAAGUUUUUAGGAAUACAGACACAAACAGGAAGUGUACUAUUUGGGUUUUCAAAAGUCAGAAAAGAUUACAGAGCAUCCAGUUGAGACCAUACGGGUGGGUCAAGUGAAUGUCAUUUAUGUAUGUCAAGUAAGCGUGUCUCGUGAAUGACACUGGGCUUAUAAAAAGCAGCACAGAGAGCACAUACUGCAACACAGGCUCAUCUAUAAUCAGCAGAUCUGUCAUCCUCUUCUGUUAUUUUUUUAAUAUAACUAAGACCUUUGACACAAUGCUUCUCUGGAGUGUGUUUGCACUCGCUCUGCUUCAUAUGAGCUCCACCUGCAGUGUGUCAGAUGAGAUCUGUACGAACCUGACCGCAGUGCAGGAAGAAAUCGUCAACAUCCACAAUACGUUUCGGAGAGAAGUCGUUCCGACCGCUAGCAACAUGCUAAAGAUGAGAUGGAGUGACGAAGUGGCCGCAACAGCUCAGACGUGGGCGGACACCUGCGCGAUGGCUCACGGCCCGCCCAGCAGUCGCAUGCUCGGAUCGUAUCAAAUGGGGGAAAACCUGUUACAAAGCUCUAGUUUAUUGUCCUGGACGGAUGUCGUGACAGCAUGGCAUAAUGAAGUGGCCAAUUACAAUUAUCCCACAGGGUCCGCCAACGGAAAACCCAUCGGUCACUACACACAGGUGAUCUGGUUCGGCUCGUAUGAGGUCGGCUGCGGAGUGGCCAAGUGUGGGAGCGUAUAUUUCUAUGACUGCCAGUAUUAUCGAGCAGGGAACUAUAGAAGAGUGCCUCCGUACUCUUUGGGAGAACCCUGCUCGGCCUGUCCGGAUGACUGUGAUGACAAACUGUGCACCAAUCCCUGCCCUUAUGUCGACACCUUCGCCAAUUGCCCUGCCUUGAAAACAAAGGGCCCGUGCAGUGACUACAUGAAAGAUUGGUGCACGGCUCAGUGCUUCUGUCCCACCGAGAUCAUUCCUACAAACUAGAAAAAGAAGACAGGAGCUGCAAGUGUCUAAGGCUGAACUGCAAAUCUGUUUUCAACUUCCAGUCUGUCAUCCCUUAGUCAUUUUCUCUCAAGCAAUCAAGAUAUUUUUAUACUUAUACUUAUAUUUGAUGUAGUGAAUAAUGUGAAUAGUACUGUGGAUUAUCACUUGUCACCCCAAUGAGAUGAUCAGUAAAAACUUGUACACAAAGCAUUAAAAUGUGACCAAGAUUUGAUUUGAAAUUAUUUAGAAAUUCAAACUUUUAAAAGUCUUCUUUGAUUAAUCGUUUCCAACAUUAAACCUAAUGCAGUUCAACAACCUACCUAUUGAUAUUUGUGCAGUGGGAGUGAUGCAGCGGGGCUUUAGUCUUUUAGUUUAUCCAACUCUCUAAUCUCUUGCUUAAUCAGAUCAGAUUCCAAAGCUUCACCUUUCAUCUCAAUGCCACUUACGCUCGUCAUCUCGGUGGAGUUUUUCCCUUCUUAUUACUUUUAAUAAAAACAAACAAACCUUUCA
Molecule: messenger RNA, 1501 nt
Organism: Tachysurus fulvidraco (yellow catfish)
Lineage: Eukaryota; Metazoa; Chordata; Actinopteri; Siluriformes; Bagridae
Product: cysteine-rich venom protein
Exons: 10
Coding region: 287-991 (234 amino acids)
Cellular component (GO): extracellular region
Source: RefSeq, a predicted model, not a curated record